Pongo pygmaeus (Bornean orangutan) is the source of this 1500-nucleotide messenger RNA. RefSeq names its product PRAME family member 5-like. Lineage: Eukaryota; Metazoa; Chordata; Mammalia; Primates; Hominidae. Gene Ontology annotation, biological process: negative regulation of DNA-templated transcription; negative regulation of cell differentiation; negative regulation of apoptotic process. Bases 70 to 1500 code for a protein of 476 amino acids. The record is from RefSeq and is a predicted model, not a curated record. The transcript is spliced from 4 exons. Gene Ontology annotation, cellular component: cytoplasm.
UGGUUCUUCCUGAGGUCUGAGCACCUUCUAAACUACAUCCAGAUCUGUUUUCCCUGCAGAUUCACGAAGAUGAGCAUCCGGACUCCACCCAGACUCCUGGAGCUUGCGGGGUGGAGCCUGCUGAGGGACAAAACCUUGGCCAUCUCCACCCUGGAGGAGCUGCCCAUGGAACUUUUCCCCCCACUGUUCAUGGAGGCCUUCAACAGGAGACGCUGUGAGGCCCUGAAGCUGAUGGUGCAGGCCUGGCCCUUCCACCGCCUCCCUCUGAGGCCUCUGAUGAAGUUGCCUUGUCUGGAGGCCUUCCAUGCUGUGCUCGAUGGGCUUGAUGCACUGCUUACCCACGGGGUUCGUCCCAGGAGGUGGAAACUUCAAGUGCUGGAUUUACAGGAUGUCUGUGAGAACUUCUGGAUGGUUUGGUCUGAAACUAUGGCCCAUGGGUGCUUCCUCAAUGCCAUGAGGAAUAAAAAACCAGUGCAGGACUGUCCAAGGAUGAGAGGACAGCAGCCCUUGACUGUGUUCAUAGAACUUUGGCUCAAGAACAGGACUCUGGAUGAAUACCUCACCUGCCUCCUUUUCUGGGUCAAGCAGAGGAAUGAUUUACUACACCUGUGCUGUAAGAAGCUGAAAAUUUUGGGAAUGCCCUUCCACAAUAUCAGAAGCAUCCUGAAAAUGGUGAACCUAGACUGUAUCCAGGAGGUGGAAGUGAAUUGCAAGUGGAUACUGCCCAUCCUGACACAGUUUACCCCAUACCUGGGCCAGAUGAGGAAUCUUCAGAAGCUCGUUCUCUCCCACAUGGAUGUCUCUCGCUACGUUUCCCCAGAGCAGAAGAAGGAGAUUGUUACACAGUUCACCACUCAGUUCCUCAAGCUGAACCACCUCCAAAAGCUUUAUAUGAACGCUGUUUCUUUCCUUGAAGGCCACCUGGACCAGCUUCUCAGCUGUCUGAAGUCCUCGUUAAAGAUCCUUGCAAUAACUAACUGUGUGCUUUUGGAAUCAGACUUGAAGCAUCUAUCCCAGUGCCUGAGCAUCAGUCAACUAAAGACCCUGGACCUGAGUGGCGUCAGACUGGCCAAUUUCAGUCUUGUGCCUCUCCAAAUUCUCAUAGAAAAAGUUGCAGCCACCCUUGAGUACCUGGAUUUAGAUGACUGUGGCAUCGUAGACUCCCAAGUCAACGCCAUCCUGCCUGCCCUGAGCCGCUGCUUUGAGCUCACCACCUUCAGCUUCUGUGGAAAUCCCAUCUCCAUGGCCACCCUGGAGAACCUGCUGUGCCACACAAUCAGACUCAACAACUUAUGCUUGGAGCUGUAUCCUGUCCCACGGGAGAGCUAUGAUGCUGAUGGUACUCUCUGCUGGAGCAGAUUUUCCCAACUUAGAGCUGAACUGAUGAAGAGAGUGAGGGACUUAAGGCAUCCCAAGAGGAUCUUGUUCUGUACUGACUACUGCCCUGACUGUGGCAACAGGUCAUUUUAUGACCUGGAGGCAGAUCAGUGCUGCUGUUGA